UCGCACUGAGAGUGGGAGGGCCACUUCAGGUUUCAGGAAGAGCAGAGUACCUGUCGUUAAGAUUUAAAGCAAAGUGCAUGAAGCGGAGGACUGCGGCAUUCCAUGUCUGACAAAAACAUGCAGUGCCCGAAGUCCCCGGGAAGCCCAGUCCUCUCUGAGGACCAGUUCAGCUGCUCCAUCUGCCUGGAGGUGUUCGUGGAGCCCAUCUCCACCCCCUGUGGGCACAGCUUCUGCAAGGCCUGCCUGCAGGGCUACUGGAACCACAGCAAAAGGUUCCAGUGCCCCAUGUGCAAGAAGUCCUACUCCAGAAAACCCGAAAUGAGCGUCAACAGAGUGCUGGCUGAGAUAUGUUCCCAGUUCCAGGGGCUGACGGUGGCUGGAGGGGCCGGGGGGGCCGGUGGGGCCGGGGGCACCGUCUCCCGGGGGGGCCAUCUGAACGUGAACAUAGACACAGGCCACGGUGAUUCUCCAGGACCAGAUACCGGGGAGUUUGCUCGGCCCGGGGAUGUUCCCUGUGAUGCCUGCAUCGGGAGGAAAUUAAAGGCCAUGAAAUCUUGCAUUAACUGUGCCGGAUCUUAUUGUGAGACCCAUCUCAGGCAUCACAAGAAGGUCAAAACUCUGACAUCGCAUCGCCUGAUCGAACCCACCUUCCACCUGGAGGAAAAGAUCUGCAAGAAACACGAGCGCCUUCUGGACAUCUACUGCCGCACGGACCACGCCUGCAUCUGCGCGGCCUGCGCUGAGGCCACGCACAAGUCCCACGACAUCGUCUCCAUCGACCACGAGUUCAAGAAGAAGACUAAUAAUCUGGGAAAGAGGAGAUCCGAGCUGAAACAUCUGAUCAAAGAAAGGGCUAAGAAGCUGGACGAGAUCAAGCAAUCCAUCAAGGUGAUAAAGGUCAGCGCCCAGAAGGAGCUGGAGGAGAGCUGGCAGGUGUACGCCGAGCUGCAGCGGCUGGUGGAGCAGAGUCAGGCGGAGCUGGUGGAGCUGAUCGCCACCAGGCAGCGCGAGGCGGAGAAGCACGCGCAGGAGCUGGCCAGAGGUCUGGAGAAUGAGCUCAGCCAGCUGAGGAGGAGGAGCAACGAGCUGGAAGCCCACGCGCACACCAAAGACAAAGUGGUUUUCCUUCAGAAUUUGGCAACGCUGUCGCCCCCGCCCGAGCCCAUUGAUUGGUCAACAGUCACCAUCAACACAGACCUCUACCUGGGGACCAUCCGCUCCUCCGUCAGCGGCCUCGUUAACAAGUUCCAGGAGGAGCUCAAGCGCCUGUAUGGGAAAGAGCUGAGGAAGGUGCAGAAUUACGCAAGUGAGGUGAUUCUGGACCCGUCCACAGCCCAGAGGAACCUGGUUGUGUCUGACGACGGUCAGCAGGUGAGAUACGAGGAGCGUAAGACGUCCCACACCGAGGGGCCCAAGCGCUUCAGCCCAGCCCUCUUCGUCCUGGGUCGGGAGGGCUUCAGCUCCGGCCGCCACUACUGGGAAGUGGACGUGGGGCGCAAGACCGCCUGGACUCUGGGUUUGGCCCGCGCCACGGCUCGCCGCAAGGGGGAGAUCAAACUGAGCCCCGAGGGGGGAUACUGGUGCCUGUGGCUGAAGAACGGGGAGGUGAAGGCCCUGGCAGAAUACCGCCUGCCUCUGAUGCUGCCGGCCCAGCCCAGUAAGAUCGGGGUCUUCCUGGAUUAUGAAGCGGGCCAGCUGUCCUUCUACGACGUCAAGGCCCGUCUGCAUCUCUACACGUUCCUCGACAAGUUCAGCGAAAGUAUCUAUCCGAUCUUCAGCCCGUGUCUCACCCAGGAGGGCAAAAACACCUCCCCACUCACCUUAACACACAUUUAACACGGCCGAGGGUGUGGGGUGGAAGUGUAGAGACAAAACAGGUCGUCUCCUCUGAAGCCAGGCCAUCUCUGACAACGUUUCUCGGCUACAAUUAGAAUUUUACCUCAACUUCCAGUCUUAUGAAAUAAAUGUCUUUUUGUGACACUUUCCAUCACUCUGGGCUACAAGACUUUAUUGACUGACUGCAUGUAUUACGCUAUGGAGGAUUUUUUGUGCCAAAAUUAAAUAAAUAAAUACAUCAUUAAUUAAUUAAAAUGGGAAUGAAAUAUAUCAUUAAUUAAUUAAAUGUGUCAUUAAUUAAUUAAAAUUAGAAUGAAAUAUGUCAUUAAUUAAUUAAAAUACAAUUCAUUUUAAGUAAAAAUAUAUAUUUAUUAUUUCAGCAUUUAAUUAAUUAAUGACACAUUUAAUUAAUGAUUUCGUGUUACGUGUGAAUCAUGAAAUGUAAAACUGCAUUUAAUUAAUUA
Messenger RNA from Cololabis saira (Pacific saury), 2300 nucleotides. RefSeq names its product E3 ubiquitin-protein ligase TRIM39-like. The record is from RefSeq and is a predicted model, not a curated record. The coding region runs from base 103 to 1836 and encodes 577 amino acids. NCBI's taxonomy places the organism in Eukaryota, Metazoa, Chordata, Actinopteri, Beloniformes, Belonidae. Gene Ontology annotation, molecular function: zinc ion binding; protein binding. The transcript is spliced from 8 exons.